Molecule: messenger RNA, 509 nt
Organism: Mesitornis unicolor (brown roatelo)
Lineage: Eukaryota; Metazoa; Chordata; Aves; Mesitornithiformes; Mesitornithidae
Product: lysocardiolipin acyltransferase 1-like
Exons: 1
Cellular component (GO): endomembrane system
Molecular function (GO): acyltransferase activity
Source: RefSeq, a predicted model, not a curated record
GUGACAAUCUCGAUGCUAUCCAUGACGUAACUGUGGCGUACCCCCAAAACAUUCCUCAGACAGAGAAGCACCUUUUGAAUGGGAACUUCCCAAAGGAGAUUCACUUCCACGUCCAGAGAUAUCCCAUAGAGACAGUGCCCACUUCCAAGGAGGAGCUGCAGCUUUGGUGCCGGCAGCGUUGGGAAGAGAAAGAAGAGAGACUCCGACACUUCUAUGAAGGUGGAAAGUGCUUCAGUGUGGCAGGGCAAAGCAUCAUUCCACCGUGUAAAUCUGAGCUCAGGGUCCUCGCAGUUAAGUGCAUCUCGCUCCUGUACUGGACGGUGUUCCCACUGGGUAUGCUUGCACUGCUGUACCUGUACAGCUUUGCACGCUGGUAUUUUGCAGCCAUGGUCAUCUUUUUUGUCAUGCAGCAAAAGGUAUUUGGUGGGCUGGAACUAAUUGAACUUGCUUGUCAUCGGUAUUUUAAAAAGCAACAGAAAUUUCACGACACAAAAAGAAAAAACAAUUAG